Messenger RNA from Cydia splendana, 1329 nucleotides. RefSeq names its product major facilitator superfamily domain-containing protein 9-like. Gene Ontology annotation, molecular function: transmembrane transporter activity. The coding region runs from base 47 to 1321 and encodes 424 amino acids. The transcript is spliced from 5 exons. Gene Ontology annotation, biological process: transmembrane transport. NCBI's taxonomy places the organism in Eukaryota, Metazoa, Arthropoda, Insecta, Lepidoptera, Tortricidae. The record is from RefSeq and is a predicted model, not a curated record.
GACGUGUAUAACGUGUGUAAUCAAGUGGGACAUAUGAAGUUUUAUUAUGAUAUCUUUUAUUAAAGAGACACGACUAAAUGUAAAAAUGUCGUUUAACAUUUUACUCCUCCAAAUCGUAUCUUUUCUAGAUAUGUUUGCUGUAGCCUUGAUUAUUCCACUGGUAACGACCCAUGUGCGAACUCUUGGCGCUGGCCACAUAUACGUGGGAAUUUUGGGCGCAAUAUACCCCGCAUGCCAAUUGGUAUCGGGACCCAUGAUUGGUAGUUUAAGUGACCUCAAAGGGAGGAGAAUGGUACUAUUUAUGACUUUGUUAUUAUGUGCUGUAUGCCAAACCUUUCUGGGUUUUAUUAAUUCACUUUGUUUUAUAUUAAUAGUGCGGGGAAUUUUAGGCUUAUUUAAACAGACUGAUGUAUUGACCAAAGCUCUUGUGCCUGACUAUGAGACAAAUAAAAAGAAGCAAUCAGAAAUAUUUGGCAAAAUAGCUGCCAUGUCUGGAAUUGGUAUGAUCGUAGGCCCUUUUGUUGGAGGACACCUAGCAGAAGGCUUUCCAGAACACGUGUUACCUUUGGUUGCUAUCAUAGUUGGGGGUUGCUUUUCUAUCAGUGCAGGUCUUGUGUACUUGUUACCAAAUUCAAAACAUGACGAGAAGCAAGAAAGUAAGAAAUUAACAUCCAAGAAGAAUAGUUCAACAACUGUAAUCCAAAUAGUACUUAAUGUAUGCAAAGAGACAGUAUUGGAAUUGUUUAAAAUAAAUUGGUCUAAAUAUGGCACAAUAUUUUUAUUUGUAGUUUUGUUAGAUUUUACUAUUUUAUUGCAUUUUUCUAACUAUGUUUAUUAUUUAAAAUCAACAUACGGGCUUACACCUAAGUCUAUUGGUUACAUUAUAUCUUUAAAAGGCCUUAUACGAUCAAUGUCUAGUUAUUUGAUAGGAUUCAUUAAUAGCUAUUAUACAAAAGAUAAAAAAUUUCGCACUAGAAACGCUCAUGCGUUUUUGGCUACAAGUAUGUCAAUGUUAGGAUUUAUUUUUUCUUUUAAUAUUUAUAUUUAUGUUAUUUUCAUGAUACCUCUAGGGAUAAGUGAAGCUGUUGCUAAGUUGGUGUUUUUAGAAAUGGUACUGAAAAGAGGACUUGGUGAACACCGAUCGACCUUGAUUGGUGCCACAAACAGCGUGCGUUCUAUGUCUGGAGUAAUUGCUCCCAUAGUAUCAGGCGUGAUUGCACAAUAUUUAGGUGUACCAUUUGUUAUUUAUGUAGCAUUUUUCAUCAGUUUACUUGGUUCGCUUAUAAGUUACAGGCAUACAAAUAUUGUAAAAGAAGACUGAAAUGUUGU